CGACCAUGGCCCCGUCGCCACCGUCUCUUUCACGCAAUUCAGAAAAGGUGGCAACCUCCGAACAGCGCAUAUAUACAAAAUUCAUUGAUUUUGUCAACGUAAAACACAUAGCGUAGUGCAUAGCAGCACAUAGCAAAAUAGCGGAGUGCGGAUCGAAAUUAACUGAAUUAGAAACGCUGGUGGGGCAUCUGCAACUGCAAUUGCAAUGCAAACGGUGUGAACGGACGAAAAGGGGCCGCGUUGAAGUCGUACCUGCGUUGCCAAUCAGAACGAACGCUGCUCCCAAUCAGAAAAAUACGGAUACGGUAUACAAGGGGGGUGGGAGCGAAACAAAACGAAACGAAAGGAAAGGCAAGGAAAGGAAAGCAAAAGGUGCAGCAAACGAGUGCAGAAUAGCAACAGGAAAGCGGAAUAUGCAAUAGGCGGUGGGGCCAAUCGGAAAAUGACCAGCGUUGUGCCACUGAUCACGGACUAACGGAGACGCAUCCGGCCGUAAAAUGCCCCGGAACACUUGCAGGCCAAGUGAAUGCGCAGCUAACGGAAGUCAGGAUGAAGUUAACCCGGAGGCGAAUGCCAACAAUAACAACAAUAGCACCAUCAAUGGCGGUGGAGUGCCCAUUGUCAAGCAGGAGUUGGAAGCAGCUCCUCCGGUAUGCCACCGGAAAUCGGAGCGCCGAAGAGUGGCCCGUGACAUCUUCCUGGUCUUUGAAGAGCAGUCCAGCCGGCGGCGGGGGAAGGGUGCGAAAGGAAAGAAUACCCGGGCCAAGCAAAAGUUUGGACACUUGAAGGUGGCCAGCACGCCACGCAUCAACAAGAAUGUGCUACGCGAGAUCAAAACAGAACCAAAGUGCAGUACGGCCGUGGAGCUGCCACCCCUCGCCGUUCCUCCAACUCCACCUCUUGCUCCUAUCCUAUCCCCUGCUCCCACUCCCGCUACAGCUCCCACUCUCGCUCCAGCUCCCACUCCCACUCCAGCUCCUCUUCCUCCAGUGACUCGUACGCCCGUAAUCCCUCCUGUACCGAACAUAGAACCAGCCAAAUCCUUGCCGCAGACUGCUGCCGUGAAAAUUGAAACCAAAACAACAGCUCCAGCACCAAGAAGAAUCAGCCCAAAGCUCAGGGCCCAAUCCAAAGUCCAGGAGGUGACGACAGUGCCGCCGGAACCGCCGGCUGUCAUUCCCACUCCUGCACCAUUUCCGAAUCCCACUGCAACUCCUGUCAGCGCUCCCCCAUCCGAGGCAUCGCCCGCAACGCCCAGCGUCAAUCCCAUUUUUCUGUGGGUCAAGCAGGACGAUACCCGGAUCGUGGAGGUGCGCUGCGAGGACUACGACAAGAGAAACCGGAUACGUUUGACAAAGACUACGAACGGCUGGCGGUCCAUGCCGCGCACAGAUGCUUCCUCGACUAGGAUAGUGAAGUUCUUCCACGGCACCAGCGCCCCGCUGAUGAAGGUGAAGCGAGAGCACCACCAGCACCAGGCCCAGGAGGCGGAGGAGGAGGAAGAGGAGCACCACGAACAGCAAGAAAACCAGGAGGAGCUGGAGCAGCACUUGGAGGAGACCCAGCCGGAGCAGCAGCUGUCCGGCAUUGCCCAGAAUCUGCUGCACGACUGGGAGGACAGUGGCACCCAGCUCCCGGACGAGGUGGACGAGGAGGAGGAUCAGGAGCAGGAACAGUUCGAGAACGGCCAUCUAACCGCGGUUAUCGAGGAUGUGGUGGUGCUACCACCGAACCAGCAACCCGAACCACAUACCCCGGAGCCCACGCCCUGUUUUGACGGAUUGCUGGACAGCGAAGAGACCAACGCCUCCACCAAGGCCACAAAGACCAACACUCCCACAUAUCAGAGCUCCACUCCAUCGCCCAUGGAGCUGCAGCUGUGCCCCAAGACUGGCCUGUUCCUGCCCAAGGGGGAUGUCGCCUUGGUUCAAGCCACCGCGGAGGCGUCUCCCGUCGAUGCGGACCAGGACAAGCCACUGGCUGCCGGGGGACACGAUUCUGUGGAGAGCCUCGAUGCGAAUACCAAGAACUUGAAGGAUCUGCUGGACGACGCCGAUGAUUUGCUCCAGAACUGCAGCAGCGACAACGGGAGCAGUGGGGCCGACCUGCUCGACUCGCUGGUGAAGCGCAGCUGCGAGGACAAUCUCGUCCAGGAGAGCAGCACCAGUGCCGAGAACAACCAGCGGAAUUCCACAUCAACGUCCGACGAACUGAGCUCCUUCUGCGUGCCGGAUCUCGGCAAGGACCUGCCGAGCAUUCUCAACAUGGACAGCGACGAUGCCCCGAAGUGCUUGUCCUUCAACGAGGCCGGCGAGAUCGAGGGCCUGAACGGGGAGCUCUUCCUGGGGAUCGAAGCCUUCGAGAAGCAACAGGAUGCUGCGGAUAGGGAACCUCAUCCGCCUACUCCGGCCACGGUGGAGCUGACCCAAACGCCCACGCCGACUCCCACACCGGAGAAGGAAAAGGAGCAGCCAGCGGGCGAAGCAAAUCCCGAGGAGGCGCCUAAGGAUCUAAGCUAUAAGAAACGGGAGGAGGUGUGUCCACCAUCGGAGUCUCGCAGCCAGUGUGCCGUGACCUCCAGCUCGGACAUACUGAAGUCUCCGGAGCGGGAACUCCAACUGCCGGCCAACUCCAUACCGGCAGAGGUGGAGACCACGUCGGAGACCAUCAAGAACCUCAUCCUUGAGCAGUUCCUCAAGCUGAACAGCAAUCCCCAGCAGGCGGAGCCCAUGGACCUGGGCAAAGUGGGACGAGAGGGCAAGCUGGAGACCGUAGUUAUCGAUGAUGAGGAGGGAGAGGACUCCAGCCAGCCGCUGAAGAAGCGCCCGAAGGCCAGUAUCAAGAUGGACAAGGAUCCGGACCCACUAACCCAGCUGAAGAUGCUGAUCAGCAAUCCGCAGUGGAAGGUGCCCGAUCCUAUACUCGUGCCAAAGGAUCGGCUUGGCGCUGUGCUGGCUUCGCCGGCCCGCGAGAUUCCCCUGCUGCUAACCACCAGGCCAGAGCUAAGGCUGCCGGAGGCAUUUGCCUACCCGGAGAUCAUCCAGAAUCCGAAUAUCCUUGUGGUGACCAUGGAACAGCUGGAGGCUAUUCUCAAAACGGAAGCGGAGCAGACGGCAAAGAUACCAAAGGAACCCGAUCCGGUGGUAAUGGUGCCCAGCAAAGCCCGAAGUCCCAGUCCGAAGCAAUCACUACCAAAAUCCGUGCCUAUCCAGCCCAAGCCUCCAGCCGUAGCAGUACCUCCCGUGGCUCCCACUCCUCCAUCGCCAGCGGACUCGAGUCUCUCAACGGAUCUAAACGCCACCACUCUGGCGCUGCUCCAGCAGAUGCUGUGGAUGCCCUACUUUGGGCAGCUGUCGCAGGAGUUCUUCAAGACCAUGAAGGAUCCCCUGGGACUCCAGCGAAAGUUUAUGAGCAAUCUCCUUCCGCUGUACAACAGCCAGUUCGGAUUGCAGCACUUGGACGAGCUGUACAAGCAUUGCAUGAAACAGAAGCCCGCGGAGGAGCAACAGCCUAAGGUGCCCACUCCGGCGCCUCCCCCAGCGACAGCUCCCGCUCCUGCUCCUGCUCCUGCUCCUGUUCCUGCUUCUCCCUCAACAACGGCUGCAGCAUCCAAUCCGUUCAAUGGGUUUACCAAUCCCGUUGAGAUGGCACUCAUGCAGAAGCUCCUGCAGCCACAGUUGCCGCAGUUCCUCAACUGGGAGGCCAGCAAAGAGACGUCUUCUUCGUCGUCCAGCACAUCGCAUCACCACCAGGAGCACAAACGUCCCAGGCGGGAACCAGAAGCGGACUUCAACAAGUCCAAGCAGGCCCCAGUGGCAAACACCAGUACUCCUGUUCCGCCUUCAGCUGCUCCGGCAGCCACAGCACCUGCCGCUGCCCCUGCGCCCGCAGAGCACAAACCCCGACUGACCAUCAAAUCACUUUCGAAUCUUUUGGAGCCAGAGGCCAACGUGGUGCCCCUGCUCAACGUGCCCUUCGACAGGAUGCGCAACCAGCCUUCCAUGCACAAAUCGGUUCCAGACCAAGCCAAGGACUCUGGAACUGGACGAACACUGAGAUCCAGCAAGGCGUGUGUCACCUAUAACCCCCUGGAGCAGGCCAAGCAGCAGCAGAUGCACACCACUGCCGGGUCGCAGCAUCAGCGGAAGCGCGGCAACAUGCUGCCCCAGGAUGUCCAGCAGCAGCACCUGUCAGAGGCGGCGGCGGCGGCAGCAGCAGCCGGAGCUGGCGGAAUGGACGCAAACUCGGCAUUGUGGCAUCCUCUCUUCGGCAGCAAUCCCAAGCAAGGCUACAACAGCCCCUGGCAGUGGACCACGGUGACGGCCACCGGCGAAUGACAGUCAAGCCGGGCUCAAAAGGAGCCAGCACCUGCAGCGGGACCGGUAUCAGGAUCAAGGACAACCAGCUACGAGGAGCAGCAGCAGCAGGAUUAUAACUACCAUGCCGCUAAGCAGCAACAGCAACAGCAGCAGCAGCAGUCUCAGCAACAGCAACCACCACUUCCAGCAGCCAACAAUCAAAACCAUAGCAACAAUAGCAGCAACAAGUAUUGUUAUCCCACGGCGGCGGCCAUGGAGAACAUGUUCCAGAGCAAUCAGAUGGCAGCCGCCGCCGCCGCUCGCGAAUCGCUGCUCAAUUCGUAUCUGUAUCAGAAGGAUGGAGAUUAUAUGUCGGAGCAGGGCUACUGGCAGCAGCAUCAGCAUCAACAACAGCAGCAACAGCAACAGCAUCACCAGCAGCAACAUCAGCAGAACCAGCAGCAACAUCAACAACAUCAGCAACAGAAACACCUACAGCAGCAACAGCAACAGCAGCAGCAGCAGCAAUGGCCCGGCAACAGCAACCAAAGGGGAAGCAACUACGCCAACAACUAUGCUGCUGCCGCUGCUGCAUCCAUGUACAUGCAACAUUUCAAUCCCUACAUGCAACAGAAAGCAGCACUGUUGGCGGAGAAGCUGCAGAACAGCACCGGGAGCAACAAGCACGGACGCUUUGGCGGCGACUACGGCUAGAAACUAGGGGGAGACUAUGGGACAGACUAGCCCAGACUGCGACACUUGCAUAUUAAACAUAAACGUAUAAGGCAUAUAUGUAUAACACUUGUGUGUAAUAUUAACUACAAGUAUAUAUAGACAUAUAUAUAUAGAGGCAUCGUAUUGGCCGUUUUACCGCCAGGAAUUGGUAAAGGAUAAAUCAUGAUUUUCCUUUAAUUUAAUACACAGGAAUAGUAACAACAAGGUAACCCGAAAGCAACAACAAUAAUUUAUAAACAAAAAACACAAAAGAUGAUGAAACUUAAAUUGAAUUAGUAAAAAUUUGUUAUUGGUAG
This is a messenger RNA of Drosophila ananassae, 5329 nucleotides long. RefSeq lists its product as uncharacterized. The record is from RefSeq and is a predicted model, not a curated record. The transcript is spliced from 2 exons. The coding region runs from base 498 to 4337 and encodes 1279 amino acids. NCBI's taxonomy places the organism in Eukaryota, Metazoa, Arthropoda, Insecta, Diptera, Drosophilidae.